Molecule: messenger RNA, 974 nt
Organism: Syngnathoides biaculeatus (alligator pipefish)
Lineage: Eukaryota; Metazoa; Chordata; Actinopteri; Syngnathiformes; Syngnathidae
Gene: ptrh2
Product: peptidyl-tRNA hydrolase 2
Exons: 2
Coding region: 320-880 (186 amino acids)
Biological process (GO): negative regulation of anoikis; positive regulation of anoikis
Cellular component (GO): mitochondrion; cytosol
Molecular function (GO): peptidyl-tRNA hydrolase activity
Source: RefSeq, a predicted model, not a curated record
GCAGAUUUGAGUAACUUUUCGAAUGUUCAGCGAAUACAUGUUUAUCAAAGCGUUGUUGCAUUAUGCCAAACGAGCGAGUCGAACGUCAGCACCACUGUCAUAGAGGCAAAUGGGCUCCUGACGAAAUGUUUGUAGACGCUAGCAGGCGAAUCGUUAGCGCCCUGCAAGCAAAACCGACUAAACACUAUUUGAAACCAUAAAUUGACCGGAUCGAGUAAUUCGGACCGCUUCUGUGUCAGCUCUCACUGACAAGAGACAUCCGAAAAACAAGAUUUCUACAAUGACAAUCUAAGCGUGAGAUUCAGUAAAGAAACACGAGAUGUACUGGAGUAAACUGUUUAACAUGGAUAUCCUCAAGGGUCCAUUGGACAUGCUCAAGAGUCCGUUGGGUUUGGGUGUCGUCGCUGGACUGGGCUGCGGGCUCGUCCUGGGUUGGCAGCUGCGAUCUUACUUGGGUCCGUCCCCAAAAAGGGCGAUGAAGGCCUUGGCGUUCGGCCUGAGCGAAGUGACGCCGAUGGAAGAUGUAGGGGAGUACAAGAUGGUUAUGGUAGUCCGCAGCGAUCUGAAGAUGACCAAGGGAAAGGUGGCAGCGCAGUGCUCCCACGUGGCCGUGGCAGCCUACAAACAGGUGCAACGCAGAAACCCAGAGCUCCUCAAAAUGUGGGAGUACUACGGUCAGCCCAAAAUAGUGCUCAAGGCCCCGGAUGAGGAUACAUUGAUUCAACUCAUGGGGCUCGCCAAGGAGAUGAGGCUGCCUGUGAGCCUGAUCCAGGAUGCGGGCAGGACACAAGUCCCCGCCGGCUCCCGCACAGUGCUCGGUAUUGGCCCCGGUCCGACUGAGCUCAUUGACACUGUCAGUGAAGGCUUGAGGCUUUAUUAAAGCUCCCUCUUAGUCUGUUGAAUGUCCUGUAUACACCCUCUGUACUGUAACAACUUGUGAUGCAAAUGUUUAAUACAAAGUAAAUGCAAUUACA